This is a messenger RNA of Theobroma cacao (cacao), 2043 nucleotides long. RefSeq names its product phosphatidyl serine synthase family protein (gene PSS1). Gene Ontology annotation, biological process: phosphatidylserine biosynthetic process. NCBI's taxonomy places the organism in Eukaryota, Viridiplantae, Streptophyta, Magnoliopsida, Malvales, Malvaceae. Gene Ontology annotation, molecular function: L-serine-phosphatidylethanolamine phosphatidyltransferase activity. The record is from RefSeq and is a predicted model, not a curated record.
GUCGUCCCAUUUCCCUUCGCCGCUGCUGCCAUUCCAUUUGCCAAGAAAUAAAACCGAUAACCCUCCCAAUAAACAAAACCUCAACUCUCUCUCUCUUUUUGUUCCUUCUUUUUCCUCUCUGCUCUUUCUAAAGUGUAGCAGAUUUUACCUAUCGACGCCACUUGUUCUUUUUCCUUCUUUUAUCAUUCGCUUAUUCAUUCAACUUUCAGUUGUUUUUCUUUUUCGUCUCCUGGGGCUGGGAGGAGGGAAAGGGAAAGGGAAAGGGAAACGGAUCAGACGGCUGCGAUCUUCUCGUCCAGUUCCAUCGUACGGUUAGGGCUCUCAUCUCUCUCUCUGUCAGUCGUCAGCUCUUCUCCCCACUGAGCAAGUUUUAUAUCUGGAACACUAAGAGCCUAUGGAACCUAAUGGUCAUAGGAGAGUGAGGGGAAGGGAUCAUCUUGUUCAAGAAAAUGGAGAUACUGGUUUAUCAUGUUCCGUUGAUGAACUGGAUCCAUGGACUGCAUGGGCAUACAAGCCUCGUACUAUUUCAUUAUUAUUUAUUGGUGCAUGCUUUCUUAUUUGGGCAAGUGGAGCCCUUGAUCCUGAGAGCAGCGAGUCUGGUGAUCUUGUAACCUCUGUAAAAAGGGGUGUAUGGGCAAUGAUUGCAGUUUUUCUUGCUUAUUGCUUGCUGCAGGCUCCAUCUACCAUCCUUAUUCGGCCGCAUCCAGCAAUUUGGCGUUUAGUUCACGGAAUGGCUGUUGUUUACCUUGUCGCACUCACAUUUUUGCUUUUUCAGAAGCGCGAUGAUGCUAGGCAAUUUAUGAAGUUUCUUCAUCCCGACCUUGGUGUUGAGCUUCCAGAAAGAUCCUAUGGUGCUGAUUGUCGCAUUUAUAUUCCUGAAAAUCCCUCUAGCAGGUUUAAGAAUGUUUAUGAAACGCUAUUUGAUGAAUUUGUUCUAGCCCACAUCUUUGGUUGGUGGGGCAAGGCCAUUUUAAUCCGCAAUCAGCCGCUUCUCUGGGUCCUCUCAAUUGGAUUUGAGUUGAUGGAGUUUACCUUCCGACACAUGCUACCAAACUUUAAUGAGUGCUGGUGGGACAGCAUUAUUCUCGAUAUUUUAACGUGUAAUUGGUUUGGUAUUUGGGCUGGAAUGCAUACUGUUAGGUACUUUGAUGGGAGAACUUAUGAGUGGGUUGGUAUAAGUCGCCAGCCGAACAUCAUUGGCAAAGUUAAACGGACAUUAGGACAAUUUACACCAGCACAGUGGGACAAAGAUGAAUGGCACCCCCUGCUUGGUCCAUGGCGUUUCAUUCAAGUUCUCAGCCUUUGCAUUGUUUUCUUGACAGUAGAACUUAAUACAUUCUUUCUAAAGUUUUGUCUCUGGAUUCCUCCUCGAAACCCGGUGAUUGUGUAUAGGUUGAUCUUGUGGUGGCUAAUAGCAAUACCAACAAUUCGUGAGUAUAAUUCAUACCUUCAAGACCGAAAACCAGUGAAAAAGGUUGGAGCAUUUUGUUGGCUUUCCCUUGCAAUUUGCAUUGUUGAGCUUCUUAUUUGCAUCAAGUUUGGACACGGUUUAUAUCCUAAGCCAAUGCCAAAAUGGUUGGUAAUUUUCUGGUUGUCUAUUGGAGUGGCUCUCGUUUUAUUCCUUCUCAUUUGGUCUUGGAAACUGCAUCAGAGUUACAGCAAGAAGAGACGAUAAUUUUGGCAAUUCGGUACAAUAUUCUUUGUUUACUUACCAUCAAUGUGGGUAUCUGUCAAUGGCUGUAAAUACUUAUCACUUCAUAAAUUGUAAAUGCUUAUUCUUAGGAUAGUGGAUCACAGAUUCAAGUCCAAGAUAUUUAUUCUUUGUUCUUAGGUAGUGAGAAAUGCUUCUAAUGUCAAGCUUGCAAGUUCACAGUUUGCCGCCAGUUACCAAUGUGGCAAAAUUUUCCGAACUUGUCUGAGUAUGAACUGUUUUAGAUAUAGGAGCUUUCCAUGCUGUAUGUCUCAUUUUUCAGAUGCAAUUUAUUUGAUUGGAUUUGGCUACCACUUCACUCUUAGAAAAAAAAUAAAAGAAAUCUUUUUAUA